AUGGGCUGCUCACCAUCCAAAGGUAACAAUUUUGGGACUCUGGGUUCCCUGAGUAGGAGCAGAAUGCUGCCGGCUGCACCUCCAGAGAGCCCCAGACAGUCCCUGCUUGAAGACGGAAAUCUUCGAAAUUCAGCUAUAUCUACAGAUGUGGAUACAAAGGAGAGGAAGACAGCUGAACAGACCCAGGUAUUUCAGAAGGAGGCCCAUAUGACACCACAAAAAAAGAGAUCUGUUACUGACUUUGCACCAGAGGCAGUAAACAUGGAUAAACUCUGGAGUCAAGGAAUGGACAACAACACUGUGUCCCAGAGAAAAGAGAAAUGUUAUGACACGCAGGAUGUAAUCGAGAAAAAGACUGGCAGAAAACCAAAGAAAAACAGGGGUGGGAAAGUCUUUAAAAAGAAAGACAAAGACAAGCUAUCUGCGGAGAAUAAAGUGGAAUUCCCAGAACCUCUGGUAAAAGCUCACCAAGCUGUUUAUGCCUUUUUAAAUCCAAGUAUAAACAAGUAUGAUGCUCUACUUGGACUUUUGGAACAAACAACCCAAACUCAGGUUUCCGUGCAGCCUAUGGUUGCUUUUAUGGCCCUUCGCUACGAGGAAAUAAUCCAGGGCCUGGAAGAGAUAGCAGAUGAGGGAGAAAAAGUUUUAAAAGAAAAUGGACAACAUCUUGCUUGGACAAGUCAAAUGAAAAAUCUUUCAUCUUCUCCACCUCUGAAGUCUGGCUCUGCUAAUAUUGAGCCCCCACCGGAUUUGUUGCAGCAGCUGCUUCAGUACACCACACAGAGAAUGCGAAAUGUGAGCCAGACUGUUGGUGGAAUCGGGGAUUCUGCUUUGGAGGAGGCAGUGGAGUACUUUGCCUCAGUUUUAGAGCUUUUAGAGGAGAAACUGAAAGUCAAACGUACAGUAGAGACUAGGCUAAUGCAAGUCUUAUCUCGUAUUGAAAUGGCCUCUCUGGGCAAGCCUGGGCCAGAGGACUCUGCUCUGCUAAGUGAGGACAGUGGCAUUGGGGCUGAGAGUGAAUCGCUUGCUGGAUCUGACAGACGCCGUAGACGAGAGAGUUGUGAUUCCACUGCAACAAAUAGAACUACACCUGUUAGUCUUAUUGAAGGAGUGUCAACGCAAAAGUGUCUAAGUCAAAUAAGUCCAAGUGUUUCCCUCACCUCACUCAACUCACUGGAUUCUACAUGCACCAUAAUGGCCAAUGACCAAAGAGAUUCAUUACUAGGAUCAUUCUCUUUAGAUGAUGGGGAGGAAGAUGAAAAUGAUGAUGACAAGGAAGUGGAUAAAGGCAUUGGAGUACUUCAUGUUAGGUUUAGAACGCGAUCAAAUUCUUCACCGUUAGAACAGCAACAGCCCCCGCGUCCCCUACUCUCAAAGCGCAUAGAGAAUCCUCAAAAUGCAGAAAUGACUCUUAAAAUGAAAAAUGCUAUAAGUGGCAGAAUACAGUUUGUCCCAUCACAGAAUGCUGGUGCCAAAUCAAAGGUAGGAGGCAGUCCCAAAACCAGUAGACGCAAUUGGACAGAUGAGGAGGAACGAUCUCCGAGAAGGCCUCAAUCAGCAGCACCUGUUCAGAAGGCGUUAGUGAAAAAUACCACAGUGGCUAGACAGCAACGUUCCCGGUCAGCAGAAUCUCUACGGAGCAAAGGUGAAGAUCCUACUCUGCUCGAACUAGAAAGGACUCAGAAGGAUUUAAACCAGAGGUUGCAGAGGAUGAGUAAAAGCAGAACAGGAGUAAAUGCAAGGACAGCUCCAUCUAAGCAAAAUCAAGGAAGCUCACCCACACAGUCUCCGGCAAUAAAUCGCAAACUGCAAUCCUUAGAAAAGAGCAAUAACCAACCACCUAAAUGCAAAGUGGACUUAAGAAGGAGCAACAACAAAAAAGCGUCAGUACCCAGUGUUGUGGAAGACAAUAUACAAAAGAACAAAAAAACACACAAGGGACCCAUCAAAGCCACCCCACCCCCUAGCCCUCCUGCAUCACCACGGCCAUCAUCAGGUUUUCACAGAGGCAGGAAUUCAGUCAAAAAACUGAUUGAUACCUUUAGUCAAGGAAUAGAAGAACUUGAUAGUCCUAAAGUUUUAGGGCCUCUCGUCGGAGUACGAAAGUGCGGUGUUCCUGUGUUACCUGGUUUAGGGAAUAUGGAAGCCGUGCUAAGUGCUGGGUUAGCCAAAUGUAGGAAUGAAUACAUCUCAUCUGAGAAAACGGAUGAUUUAGAUCUGGAGAGUCUUCCUCCACCUCCACUGGAAGUAUUAAUGGACAAUUCCUUUGAGGGUGCCAAGAAUCUUUCAACUGGUACAGGAGAUGAUAAGGCAACAAAAGUUGGCAAGUCGCCUCUCUUAAAAAGGACUGUCUCACAAAAAUUAAGGGCCUCGGUUCAGUCGGUGACAGUGCUGCCAAGCAAAGGAGGCUUGCCACAAGCUUCAAAGGUUGUUUCUCAAGCUAGAGCAGACCAACGCGACACGUCUACUCCAUCAAACUUUAGCAAACAAGUUGCCCAACUGGAGGCAGACCCAGGAAAAGAAAAUGAUUAUUUUCAUCAUCAAGCAAGAAAGAUUAUACCCCUAAGACACUCUUCAAACUCUCAGAUAGAGAGUUAUGUAGAAAACAAUCCACCUUCCAGUCUAGAAGGAUUAGUAGACCUUCAAGAUGCUGGCAACCUAUCCGUGCCUGGACCCAACACUACAGUGUCCACAUUGCCUCCCUCUUCAGAAGUCAAUAGCCAACUACCUGCCACCCCAACUAGGUCUAGGAGUCGAAUGUUACCAUCCACACCUUCUACGCCAAACAGCUUAUAUCGAAGGUUUCCUAGUCCCCAUAACUGUAAAAGGCAACCUAGUCCCUCAACUUCAACCAGCCCCCAAGUUAAUAGGGAACUCCCCACACCUCCAGCAGCUCAGAGGAGGCUGCCCAGCCCACCGGUUACAAGGAAGAACAUCUUAAACUCAAUCUCCUCGUACCCUUUCAAAGCACCAUCUCCACCUGCCUCACCAAAAUUACAAAGAUGGUCAAGACAGAACAGUAGUGAAGACUUAUCUAGUGCUCGGAUGAUCAGUAAUGCUCGUUCAGUCUUCUGCCCUGUGAGCCCAUCCCUGUUCGAAGCCUCCAUUCCCCGACCCCCUCAAGCAUGGAUCUCUACCGGGGUGUCUUUUGUCUCACGUCCUUCGGGAAAUCGUGGACGGUUUCCUGUAUGUGUUCAAGGACCUCGACCAUUCAUCAGACGCAGUCAUUCAGACCAAAGGCCAAGUUCAAGUUUACCACCAAGAUCACCAGGUGUCUCUGUGGCUGAGACUUGUGGGAGUGAGCCAUCAAUAUGUACACAGGGGCUGGACGAUGAACCAAUCAGGUACACUGACUUAUGGGGCAGCCAAUCAGACCUCAGAGCUACAUCACGCUCUGCAUCACACCCGGAUCUGUGUGUUGUUGGUCAGGCCUUUCACAGAGACUAA
This is a messenger RNA of Limanda limanda (common dab), 3447 nucleotides long. It is a transcript of the gene pcare1, whose product is annotated as photoreceptor cilium actin regulator 1. The coding region runs from base 1 to 3447 and encodes 1148 amino acids. The transcript is spliced from 2 exons. The record is from RefSeq and is a predicted model, not a curated record. NCBI's taxonomy places the organism in Eukaryota, Metazoa, Chordata, Actinopteri, Pleuronectiformes, Pleuronectidae.